AUACUGUAAUCAUACAAGAACACAAACAUUUCUUUUGUUCUUUUGUUAUUUGUUUUUAAAAGUGAUUACGCGUGUUUUAUCGCAAUGUGCUAUAUACGAACGGUAACACAGUUGCUAGGAGACUAGAUGUUUCAAUAAAUUGACAAUUAUGACUAGAACAAAAUCAUUUUUGAUGUCGGGCUAAUGUAAUCAGUAUUAAAUUUACACAAAAUUACCAAAUUCCACGUAUCUCGUGCAUAUUAAUCCGUCGAAAUGACAAUGUAGAAAAUGUGACAUUAUAAAGAAAAGAAAAAAAAGUGCGAGGAUAGACCUAGUCGAGGAAAAAUUUCCCAGUAUCGUGCGGCAUAAAAUUGGAAUGGAAAAAUGCCCUGCGACGGUAAAACUCCAAAUUGCGAGAGAAGACGUGAAUUACUGACGCAACUAAAAUGCUUGAUCAGUUCUAUGGACAGAAGAAAACCAUGUGAAUGGGAUGAGCCAUCUGCCGCACCUAUCGUGAAAUGCUGCGUAAAACCAAUCGAUCCUUAUGCACCUUGUAAUCCUUGCGAUCCUUGUGUACCUUGUUGUAUACCUGUUAAACGUUGCAAGAGUUAUGAACUCCGUGCAAGUAUAAUGUACAAGUGCGAAUGUAUCAAGAGGAACGGCCUGCAAGACAGAUGCAUGAUGUGGGAUUGCAUGGGUAGACCGGAGUGCAUGACAAAGCUGUAUCCAGUUUGCGGUCCAGGUCGCACUGCUUUGCUGAAGCUAACUGACUUGGGCGACGCGGAAGUCGCUCUUAAAAAGUUCUAUUGCGCGGACAAGGCCAGGGAAGCCGCGUUGGCUGCUUACUGCAGGCUUAUUUGCAAUAAUGGAAAUCAAGUUCAGUCGCCGAUGUCCGUUGCAAGAUGCAACGAUAACAAUGGAAAUAACGGAGAUUCAUGUCAAAAGCCAGCAUGUUGCGACGAGCCGCUGUCGUUGCGCCAAGUUUACGUGCCAUCCCCGGCGGAUACUUGCUAUAUACCACAAAUCUGUUACACAUGUUCUCCUCCCCCAUGUCCUCCCCCUUCCUCUCCAACAUGUGUACCCUUCUGUCCUCCACCUGUUUGUCAACCAUGUGUACCAUGUUGUCCGGUGUUUUAAUAAAAGAUUAAAAAUAA
Messenger RNA from Harpegnathos saltator (Jerdon's jumping ant), 1133 nucleotides. RefSeq names its product keratin-associated protein 10-7. The coding region runs from base 364 to 1116 and encodes 250 amino acids. The transcript is spliced from 3 exons. Lineage: Eukaryota; Metazoa; Arthropoda; Insecta; Hymenoptera; Formicidae. The record is from RefSeq and is a predicted model, not a curated record.